Molecule: messenger RNA, 1707 nt
Organism: Chanos chanos (milkfish)
Lineage: Eukaryota; Metazoa; Chordata; Actinopteri; Gonorynchiformes; Chanidae
Gene: g6fl
Product: g6f-like
Exons: 11
Coding region: 28-1644 (538 amino acids)
Biological process (GO): interleukin-15-mediated signaling pathway; positive regulation of ERK1 and ERK2 cascade; T cell activation
Cellular component (GO): external side of plasma membrane; membrane raft
Molecular function (GO): MHC class II protein binding; protein tyrosine kinase binding
Source: RefSeq, a predicted model, not a curated record
UCGCCCAAGGGGUCCCUACACGCUUUAAUGUCUGUGGGAAGAACGAAGAUGUCUCAUCCCUUCUUUACAUUCGUCUUCUGCACUUUGACUCUCAUCCCUCCAUCCCUGGCUGGUAGAGAAAAGGACUGGCACACUGUUGUCCUUGUGAAGGAGGGCGAGCUGGCCACCCUGCCUUGUUUCAGUCACUCACAGAAAGGGUCCGUGACAGUCAAUUGGAUGGUGAUGCCCGAGGGGACGGAUCAGCAGACGCUGGUCCUGUCAGCAGAUGAUCGACAACAGUUUUUGGGCGGUGCAGGCAGGAAAGGUAUGCAAUUGGCUGACAAAAACUUUCAGAAAAGUGGAGAUUUCUCGCUGCGUUUUGUCACGAGAGCCACGGAUGUGGGGCGGUUCUCCUGUCUGAUCAGCGAGGGGAGAGAAAAGCUGAAGGAGACGACCAUUUUACUGGCGAUCCUGAAAUUGUCCUUUGGCCCCUCUCCUCGCGUGCCUAUUUAUGGUACGCUCCGCCUACUGGCAGAGGUGACCCCGCCCACGGCGGUUGUCGAGGGAACGUGGAUGUCUCCGACAGGUGCUAAGUUACGGUCUGAGAUGCCCCACCCCUUCAACAAGGUGAUCGCCAAGCUGCCGCGUGUCGAUGGUCGUGACAUCGGCGUUUACAGAUGCAGCCUCCGUCUCCAUGACAACAGCAAGACCGUUUCUGAGCAUAAUAUUACCGUGGAAGUGAAUAGUCAAACACUCUCUGUGGCAUGCCUCUCGCAGUCUGUCCUCUGUCUGCCCUGUCCUCCAGUUCUGGGUGAUUAUGUUCUUCUGUACUGGCAGCGUGCAGACUCCACCCACAUGAAGCUCAUCUUCCAAUACGAUCGCUGGAGGCGGAGCUACACAAACCAGACCACGCCACGGAUCCAGCUGGCAGGCCUCACCUCCUUGUCUGAGACAGGGAAUUUCUCCUUCCUUUUGACCCCUGAACUCAAAGAUGGGGGUGUUUACCGCUGUGAAGUUUAUCUGAAUGACAACGUGUUUACUCAGAGCACGAGUGUUAGCGUCUUACAUGGCUACACCCGGUACACCCCAUCGUCCCUGGAUCUGAUUUGUGCAUACUCCCAGCGUAACCAGGUGAAGGUCAAGCUGACUCACCUCCAGAACCGGAACAAACCCCCAAAUAAAAAGGCCGUGGUGGGCCGGGUCACCGUGUCCAUUCCUCUCCCAAUCAGGGCAGAGACUGCAGGAGAAUAUGCCUGUUCACUGGAGCUGAACAACGGGCAGGUGGUCACUUACCUGUACACUGUCACGCUGCCCUCUACAGGAAGAGUGAAGAGUUGGACUCAUAACCCUCUGCCGCCCUCUCCUGAGAUAUAUCCAUCUUCUCCGUCUCUCAUCCCCUCUCUCUCUGCUCUGUUGCUCCUGGUGCCUUUGGUUGCUGUGGCAGUGGGGUUGUUGCUAUGGAGACGGGGACACUGCGUCACUCACCGCGGGGGUGUCAGUGCAUCUCUCUCUCAUCAUUCAGGUGAAGUGGAGAACAUCUAUGAGAAUCCUGAUGAUCUCAGACAACAGCACGCCUCUCCCCAGGGCUCAGUCUACAUGGAUCUGAAGCCUGUUGGAGAGACUGAUGUCUAUAGGGAGUUGAACAGGGAUGAUCAAUGCUGUUAAUGAGUGUGUGUGUUGAGAUUCACACAAAUACACAGCCUUUUCUGUCAUCAUCAUCAUCAUCAC